AUGUUGGAACUGAGGCUUCUUCUUUUAGGGAAACAUGGCGCAGGGAAAAGUGCCACAGGAAACACCAUUCUGGGCAAAGCUGUGUUCAAGUCCAGGUUCAGUGAGCAGAUGGUGACUAAAACGUGCCAGAGAGAGAGUGGGGCCACGCAGGGGUGGGAGGUUGUGGUCAUCGACACCCCUGACCUUUUCUCCUCAAUAGCUUGUGCCAAUGACAAGGAAGGCUACAUUGAGCGCUGCCUGGAGCUCUCGGCUCCCAGCCUUGACGCCUUGCUUCUGGUAAUUCCCAUCGGCCAUUAUAAGGUGGAGGACAGAGAAACAAUCAAGGGCAUCCAGAAGGUGUUUGGAGCUAAAGCCAGGAAGCACAUCAUUAUAGUCUUUACUUGGAAAGAUGAUUUGAUGGGUGGCUUGCUGGAAGAUUACAUUGAAAGUGACGAGUCUGUUAAGGACUUGGUUCAAAACUAUGGCGGCCGAUACUGCGCUUUCAACAACAAGGCAAUUGAGGAUGAGCGGGACGCCCAGGUGAAGGACCUCCUCUGCAAGGUCAGGUGUUUGGUGGAUGAGAACCAAGGACCAUACUGGGUGAACUUCAGAAAUGAAGACAGUGGAUUCCAGAAUUGUGUGAAUGAAGCUACAUCUCAGAGGGAGGACCAUCCACAUGGGUCAGGGGAGGAGCAUCACCAGGCUACAGGAUGUGAGCCGAACCAUGAGCCGUCAGCCCUGAAGGUCCUGCUUGUGGGGAAGCAUGGUGUGGGAAAAAGUGCAGCCGGAAACAGCCUUCUGGGGCAGCGGGUCUUUGAGACCCAAUACAGUGAAAAGCCAGUAACCCAGAGGUGUAAGUCUGAGAGCAGAACCUGGAGAGGGAGGAAAGUUUUGAUCAUCGAUACUCCAGACUUCUCAUCUCCAAAGGAUGUUGAACAAGACCUUGUGAACAACACCUUUCCAGGUCCCCACGCCUUCCUGCUGGUGACCCCACUGGGCUCUUUCAAUGAGAGAGAUCGCAUGGUGCUGAAUACCAUCCACAGCAUUUUUGGAGAUAAAUACAUUGAGUACAUGAUUGUUCUCCUCACCAGGAAAGAAGAUCUAGGGAAUCAGGAUCUAGACACGUUCUUAAAACUCAGAGCUAAAGGGCUCUGCAGGCUCAUCAAGGCAUGUGAAAACCGAUGCAGCCUCUUCAACUAUAGAGCAACGGGGGAAGAGGGGCAGUGCCAGGUGGAUGAGCUCCUGCAAAACAUUGUGAGCGUGGUACAGCGGAACGGGGGCAAGCCUUGCACCUUCAGGGGGAAAGAAUCCCUGUGCAUUAUCCUCGUGGGGAGGAGUGGAAAUGGGAAGAGCGCCAGUGGGAACAACAUCCUUGGGAGGCCGGAGUUCCACUCCCAGCUGGGAGCACAGCUGGUCACCAAGACAUGCCAGAGCGGCUGGAGGGUGUGGGAUGGCCAGGAUGUUGUGGUUGUGGACACUCCCCUGCCCUGCCUGGUGUCCGGAGCUGAAGGGGGUCCAUCCCAGCUCGAUGAGGAGGUCAAACGCUGUUUGUCCUACUAUAAAGAAGGGAGUACGGUUCUGGUCCUGGUAUUACAGCUAGGACGGAUCACACAAGAGGACAAAAAGGCAGUGGCGGAAUUAAAGACCAUCUUUGGAGAGGAAGUUAUGAAAUACACGAUUGUGCUGUUUACCCGGAAGGAAGACUUAGAGACUGGGAAGCUUGAAAAUUAUGUCAACACAGAUAACAGAUAUCUUAGGGACAUAAUUGGAAAAUGUAAGGGGAGAUAUUGUGCUUUUAAUAACAAAGAAACUGGCCAAGCCAGGGAAGAGCAGGCAAGAGAGCUUUUGUCAGAGGUUAGAAACCUGAUAAAGUGCCGUGGACAGCAUGAAUAUCCCCAUCCAUGGGGGAAUGUAGGCAAAAUAAUGAAAAAUUUUCAGCCCCCAAAAUUACUAAAUAAUUUAAAAAGUACAUUACUAUAA
Molecule: messenger RNA, 1959 nt
Organism: Mesoplodon densirostris (Blainville's beaked whale)
Lineage: Eukaryota; Metazoa; Chordata; Mammalia; Artiodactyla; Ziphiidae
Gene: GIMAP8
Product: GTPase, IMAP family member 8
Exons: 4
Coding region: 1-1959 (652 amino acids)
Cellular component (GO): endoplasmic reticulum
Molecular function (GO): GTP binding
Source: RefSeq, a predicted model, not a curated record